AACAGUUUAGAUGUUUGCAGGCCCAGUAGCAGGUCGUACCGUUCUUAAAAUUGCCAAAAUAACGUUAAAAACGUAAAAGAGAUUGUUAUAAAUAACAAAUACGGUACGGUCGCUGAAAAAUUUAAGUAUAAUUGGUGUUUAUUUGUUUUAAUUACAAACGUUUAAUUAAUAAACACCAGCAACAUGGGUGACAUGUUCCGAAGCGAAGAAAUGGCCCUGUGCCAAAUGUUUAUACAACCAGAAGCUGCCUAUGCAUCUGUGGCCGAGUUGGGUGAAAGAGGUUGUGUACAGUUUCGUGAUCUUAAUACGGAUGUGAAUGCUUUUCAUCGAAAAUUCGUUUCUGAAGUAAGACGUUGCGAUGAAUUGGAACGCAGAAUACGUUACAUUGAAAAUGAACUGCGUAAAGAUGAGAUUUCUUUGCCAGCUUUGGAUGAAGACAAUGAGCCAGCGGCACCAAAUCCACGUGAAAUUAUCGAUUUGGAAGCUAAAUUGGAGUCAAUAGAAACUGAGCUAAGAGAACUUAGCAACAAUGGUAUUAACUUGGAUACCAAUUUCCUAGACAUGACAGAAUUGAAACAGGUUUUGGAGAAUACGGUCAGUUUCUUUUCCGAUGAGGAAAGAAUGAAUUUGGAUAGCAAUCGUCAUAUUGAUCCAUUGGAUCCCAAUCAACCCAGAGGUCAAUUGGGCUUUGUGGCUGGUGUUAUAAAACUAGAAAAGUUCUUUGCUUUUGAGCGUAUGUUAUGGCGCAUUGGUCGUGGCAAUAUCUUCAUUAAACGCAGCGAUUUAAGCGGCAUGGUAAAGGAUCCCGAAACAGGUCAUCCUGUUUUGAAGACAGUGUUUGUGGCUUUCUUUCAAGGUGAACAGCUGAAGCAGAGAAUAAAGAAAAUCUGUCAAGCUUUCCAUGCUUCUGUGUACCCAUGUCCCAGUGCCCAUAAUGAACGUGAAGAAAUGAUUAAGGAUGUCUGCACAAGAUUGGAAGACUUGAAGAUGGUCUUGAAUAGUACUGCCGACCAUCGCAACCGCGUUUUGGUGGCUGCUGCACGCAAUGUACCCACUUGGAGUAUUAUGAUUAAGAAAAUGAAAGCCAUUUAUCAUACACUGAAUAUGUUCAAUAUGGAUGUUAGUAACAAGUGUUUAAUUGGUGAAGGAUGGGUACCCACCAAAGAUUUGCCUGUGGUGCAGAAUGCUUUGGCUGUAGGCUCAAAGGCUGUUGAAAGUACUAUACCAUCAUUUUUGAAUGUAAUUGAGUCCAACGAACAGCCGCCAACUUUUACAAGAACUAACAAAUUUACCAAUGGCUUCCAAAAUUUGAUUGAUUCCUAUGGUGUGGCUUCGUACAGAGAAGCCAAUCCAGCUUUGUAUACUUGCAUUACUUUCCCCUUCUUGUUUGCUGUGAUGUUUGGCGAUUUGGGUCAUGGCUUUAUCUUGUUUUUGUUUGCAUUAUACAUGGUAUUGAAAGAGGAUAAACUGCGUAAAAUCAAGGGUGAAAUCUUCAACAUAUUCUUCGGCGGCCGCUAUAUUAUAUUGUUAAUGGGUCUGUUUUCCAUGUACACGGGAUUCAUUUACAAUGAUGUAUUUUCGAAAUCAAUGAAUAUCUUCAGUUCCAACUGGAAGGUGCGUUAUAACACUACCACCGUGUUAAAUAAUACGUAUUUACAAUUGAAUCCAGAAUAUCAUGUUGACGGUGUUUAUCCCGUUGGAUUGGAUCCCAUAUGGCAGUUGGCAGAUAAUAAGAUAAUUUUCUUAAACACAUACAAAAUGAAACUGUCCAUUAUUUUUGGAGUCAUUCACAUGAUCUUUGGCGUUAUAAUGUCGCUGGUCAAUUACUCGUACUUUAAAAAGGCUGUUAACAUUUUCAUGGACUUUAUACCACAAGUUGUUUUCCUGGCCUUAUUAUUUGGCUACAUGGUUUUUAUGAUGUUCUUUAAAUUUGUUAAAUAUUCAGCAACCACUGACGAACAACCAUUAACUCCUGGCUGUGCUCCAUCUAUAUUGAUUCUUUUCAUCAACAUGAUGUUGUUUAAACAUCAAAAACCUUUAGAAGGUUGCAAGGAGUAUAUGUUUGAGGGUCAAGAUUUAUUGCAAACGGUGUUUGUAGUAAUUGCUGUCAUUUGCAUACCCUGGAUGUUGCUGGGUAAGCCCUUGUACUUUAUGAUGAAACGCAAAGCUGCUGCAGCAGCCCCUGUCCAUGUGAAUGGUGACAUAGAAAUGAACGGUGAUAUACAAGUCAAGCCCUCAACAUCUGCUGAAGCUGCUGGCGGUCAUGGAGGACAUGAUCAUGAGAAUGAACCGAUGAGUGAAAUAUUUAUACAACAGGCCAUUCACACUAUUGAAUAUGUAUUGAGUACUAUUUCUCAUACAGCCUCCUACUUGCGUUUGUGGGCUUUGUCUCUGGCUCAUGCCCAAUUAUCUGAGGUUUUAUGGAACAUGGUAAUGCACAUGGGUUUCAUUGUACCCAGCUAUGUUGGCUCUGUAAUGCUUUUCUUCAUUUUCGCUUUUUGGGCUGUACUGACAAUUGGUAUCUUGGUAUUGAUUGAAGGACUUUCUGCCUUCUUGCACACUUUACGUUUGCACUGGGUCGAAUUUAUGAGCAAAUUCUAUGAAGGUUUGGGCUAUGCCUUCCAACCAUUUAGCUUCAAGGCCAUUUUAAAUGCUGAAGAGGAUGCUUAAACUAUAUUUUAUGUAAACAUCUAUUCUAUAAACGAAAAUAAACUUGUUUGACGAGAUUAAAUAA
Messenger RNA from Calliphora vicina (urban bluebottle blowfly), 2734 nucleotides. RefSeq names its product Vacuolar H[+] ATPase 100kD subunit 5 (gene Vha100-5). The transcript is spliced from 5 exons. Gene Ontology annotation, cellular component: vacuolar proton-transporting V-type ATPase, V0 domain; vacuolar proton-transporting V-type ATPase complex; plasma membrane. Bases 184 to 2670 code for a protein of 828 amino acids. Gene Ontology annotation, biological process: vacuolar acidification; proton transmembrane transport. NCBI's taxonomy places the organism in Eukaryota, Metazoa, Arthropoda, Insecta, Diptera, Calliphoridae. The record is from RefSeq and is a predicted model, not a curated record. Gene Ontology annotation, molecular function: proton-transporting ATPase activity, rotational mechanism; ATPase binding.